AUGGAUCGCCGGAACGAGGGUGGCGGCUGGGAGCGGGCAUACCGCUGUCCCCUCACCGACCGCUACCUGGAGCGGGCAUUCCUCAGCCGCUUGGCCGUCCGCGUGAGUGCCCCAUCUACGGGUAGGAGAUCGCCCAAUAAGUACGAUUUCCAUCCCUGCAGGCCUCUGAAUGCACGCAAGCGAUGCAUACGCUCCGCAGAGGUUGUGGAUGUGCUCAAUCCACGCGAGAUCCUCACACGCCACACCCUCGACUCGAAGUUGACGAAGAAGUUUACGUUUGAUCGGAGCUUCGGCCCCGAGUCCAAGCAAUGCGAUGUCUAUGCGGUGGUGGUGUCGCCCCUGAUCGAAGAGGUGCUAAGCGGCUACAAUUGCACGGUGUUCGCGUACGGACAGACGGAUACUGAACAGAAC
Molecule: messenger RNA, 411 nt
Organism: Drosophila miranda
Lineage: Eukaryota; Metazoa; Arthropoda; Insecta; Diptera; Drosophilidae
Product: kinesin-like protein Klp61F
Exons: 2
Biological process (GO): mitotic spindle assembly; microtubule-based movement
Cellular component (GO): spindle microtubule; nucleus
Molecular function (GO): ATP binding; plus-end-directed microtubule motor activity; microtubule binding
Source: RefSeq, a predicted model, not a curated record